Molecule: messenger RNA, 2649 nt
Organism: Cyprinus carpio (common carp)
Lineage: Eukaryota; Metazoa; Chordata; Actinopteri; Cypriniformes; Cyprinidae
Product: sarcalumenin-like
Molecular function (GO): GTP binding
Source: RefSeq, a predicted model, not a curated record
AGACCCUCCGCAUGCCCUCUCGCCUCUCUCUGGGGGUAUAUAUAGCCUGAGAGGGGUCCUGAACAGUCCUGGCAGUCAAAAUGAGGCUUUUCCUCCCCGUCUGCUGCCUGCUGCCUCUACUGGCGCUCGCCACUGCAGAUGCAGUGGAGUCUGAGAGUGAGCCGCUUGUGCCGUUCCAGCUGAAGUCUGAAGGUGAGCUGUUCAACUGCUGUGAUGGCACAGACUCAGAGGAUCUAAGCCAGAGCUCCUCCAAUGACACCCCUGCACCAAACAGACCUGUGUGCCAACCCUGUGGCACUGGUGCACAUAUUGACACCACGGCAGAAGAUGUCAGCUCUGAGGAUCAAGAGGAAGAGGUGGUUUCAGAAGAGAAAUCUGAAGAGUUGAAUCAAGAGGAGACCUCUUCUGAAGAGAUAUUUGAAGAGGAGGCACCGGAAGAAGAGGCAGAGGUUGAGUUAGAUGAAUCUGAUGAAGCGACGGAGGAGGAAGUUCUUGAGGAGGCACGUGAAGACGUGAAGGAGGAGGAGAUCUCAGAGGUAGACAAUGAUGUAGAGUCACAAAUAGUUGUUGAGGAAUCUGUGGAAGAAGACGAUGAGGAAGAUUCUCAGACCCAUGAGGAGGCAGUUGAGGAAGAGGAUGUUCUUCAGACUGAAGAUGAAGCAGGUGAAGAAGAGGAACUUGCUCAGACUGAAGAGCAAGUGGAAGAGAAAUCAGAAGAAGUAACGGAGGAAGAAGCUGAAGAAGAGGAAGAAGAAGGAGCUCCUGAGGUUGUGGAAGAAGAGCAAUCUGUUGAAGAACCAGAAGCAUUUGAAGAAGUUGUGGAAGCAGAACCAGCUGAGGAACUAGUUGAGGAGGUUGUUGAAGUAGCACAAGAGGAAACCGUGGAGCUUGUGGAACCAACUCCUGAACAGGUUCAAGAAGAUGUUUCUGUACCUGCUGAAGAAACAACAGUGGAAAAAGUGUCAGAUAAUGUUCCAGCAACCAAAGCGUCUGCGAAAGUGGCGAAAUCAACCCCCUCAGGUCCUACCACAAGAGAUCAGUCUCACAUCGAAGAGACGCUGCGUCUGGCAACAGCUGAACCUUCACGGGAAUUUGUCGAUGCUCUGAGGAAGCUGCAGCAUGUCUACAACACUGCAAUUAAACCCAUGGACAAGGCCUACAAAUACAAUGAGCUCCGGCAGCAUGAAGUGUCAGAUGCAGAGAUCACCUCUAAGCCCAUGGUCCUGUUCCUGGGUCCUUGGAGCGUUGGCAAGUCUUCCAUGAUCAAUUAUCUUCUAGGUCUCGAUGACACUUCACAACAGCUUUACACUGGGGCUGAGCCCACAACCUCGGAGUACACUGUACUGAUGCACGGUGAGAAGUUUCGCACCAUUGAGGGCAUUGUCAUGGCGGCAGACAGUUCCCGCUCUUUCUCUCCCCUGGAGAAGUUUGGUCAGGGGUUUCUGGAAAAGCUGGUGGGAAUCGAGAUGCCACACAAACUCCUGGAGCGCGUCACCUUUGUCGACACACCUGGAAUCAUCGAGAACCGCAAACAACAAGAGAGAGGGUACCCCUACAGCGAAGUGUGCCAGUGGUUUAUCGACCGUGCUGAUCUCAUCUUCCUGGUGUUUGACCCAACCAAACUGGACGUCGGUUUAGAACUAGAAAUGCUGUUCAGACAGAUGAAGGGACGCGAGUCACAGAUCCGUAUCAUCCUCAACAAGGCUGACAGUCUAACAACCCAGGACCUAAUGCGUGUGUACGGCGCCCUCUUCUGGAGCAUGGCACCCUUGAUUAACGUGACAGAGCCACCACGUGUCUACGUGAGCUCGUUUUGGCCACAGGAUUACGCUCCUGACACCAACAGAGAUCUUUUUAAGCGAGAGGAGAUCUCUCUGCUGGAGGACCUAAAUCAGGUCAUUGAGAACCGGCUGGAAAACAAAAUCGCCUUCAUUCGGCAGCACGGCAUCCGAGUGCGCAUCCACGCCCUCCUGGUCGACCGCUACCUGCAGACCUAUUAUGAGAAGCUGGGCUGGUUUAGUGACCCACAUGAGGUUUUCAACGAUAUUGUCAACGACCCUGACAAAUUCUACAUCUUCAAGUCCAUUCUGGCCAAGACCAAUGUGAGUAAGUUUGAUUUGCCAGAACCGGAGGCGUAUCGGGACUUCUUUGGGGUCAAUCCUCCCAGCGGCUUUAAGCUCCUCUCCUCAUACUGCAGCUGGUCAGGCGGAUGCCUGCUGGAGAAGAUCGAGAAGGCCAUCACAGAUGACCUGCCGGCUCUGCUCAGCAGUCUGGCAGAGAAACGGGAAGCCAAGGCAGAAGUGGCUGCAGAAACCAAGGAGAAACCCCAAAACCGUUGGAGGAGACAGUAACAGAAGAAUGGUGGGAGAGAGGUGCGGGAAGUAUGGAAGAGUGGCACCAAAGCAAUGAAUGAGAGUAUAAGUGACACGUAGAUGAGAUUCACAUCAAUGGAAAGCCAGUUAAACACAGUAUGUACGGAGACUCUUACCACUCUGUAUAAAACAGACCUGAACGGUGGGAUUCGGUGUCCUAUUUUUCCAUUAUUCUUUUUCUUCCUUGUUCUAAUUUAACUUAGCUAGCAAAUUUUACUUAUUUAUACUAUGUUCAAAACAAAUAACCUGUCAUAAUCUUAUUUAUUUAUUGUUUGAA